AGCCGCCGCACUGCCGCCGCCGCCACUGAGGCACAAGCAGCCACGGCGCUUAUUUACUGAAGGGGCUUGUCAAGAAGAUGGCGGCUUCCUGGGCGGCAUGAAAGGAUGUAGAGUUAGCAAUAUCGACAGAAAACAAACACACACUCGGGGUUGAAUUCGUUUAACUGCGUCUCUCCCUCGAUUUUUUCGGUUUUUAAAAUUAACAACUCGGAAGUCUCGAGUAAGUAUUGGUUCACGCUUCGAGAUGCGCGAGCGUGAAUACUUUUGCACCAUUCCGAUGACGGCUAACGGUACAGCCGCCAUUUUUCUUAAGGGAAGCUAGCUUAGCGAUAAACGAGACAAACGUACAUUUUGAGGGGAAUGCAUAAAUGCCUCUCUUUCGUGAUGAAUAAAAACACACUGCAAAUGAAGCAUGUAACAUUUCUCUGGCGUGCCGAAACAUUUUUUUUUUGCACAGCAUUCUUUAUUGAACUCCUGCUACAAAACGUCGCCGUCUUAUGCUAACGCUAUCAUAGCUUAGCCGUCGUACUAGCCAUAAAGCCAUAGAGAGACCUCGGCUAGUCUGCUAACGUGACUAGUUAGCUUGCUUAGCUUAAGCUGGUUAGCAUUCGCCGUGUUUUGUAUUAUGUUUUACAUGUUUAACUCAGCGCGUUUACAGUGUCGGUUGGUAAAUACACGUUAUUUUGGCUGCAAUUUGUUUUUGGAUCUUUAGCAAAACGUUUGCACGCUGAGAUAAAAGCGCUUAGCAUUUCUGCUAGCCGGAGGUGGAGGCGAUUAUUUGGUUUUGUUGUAUCAAGAUGGCGGCUCCCAUAGAAAAAGGCUGCAACUGAACACUCUCGGGUGGGAAAAAAAAUAAAAAAUAAUAAUAAUAAAAACCGCUGUUCAGCAAAUUCGAGAAUAAAUAAAGUAAUGGAGAUUUCUGCUUAGGUAAUUGAAUUGGGUUUCUCAAAGUGCAGGAAAAUAUUUUUAAAAUGAAUUAAGCAAGCCAAAAAAAUAUGGAAAUUGAAGGGGUUUUUGUUCACCGCCCAUUUUUUUUUAAUAUAUUCUAACGUUAGCUUUUAGUUAACCAUGCAGUCAGCUAAGCCACAUUUUUUAUAUCAUUGCCAUUUAUAUGAAGUGAUGUGUAUACACCCUUUAAAAAUAAACAUUUUUAAAAAAUAAAUUUAGCUAUUUUUGAGAGGGCUUCUAUUUUUCUUUUAAUCUCUUGACGGCGGCUAGCUCGUUAGCUUAGCCUUUUAGCCAGUCGGCUAAGCGGCGUUAUUAUUAUUCCCAUUAGCCACCAGGUUUGCUAACCAAAGCUACAAGAUGGCGGCACCCGAUGGGAAUUUGCACGGCUUUUCUCUCUCUUUCAGACAUCUUUAAUAGACAAGAUGGGAACUUUAUUUUUCGGAUUCUCAACGGAACGCGAGUGGAAAUGAAUUUACAUGAGAUGCAUUAGCGUUUGCGCAAAUUAAAAAGAAAGACGGCUUUCAAAUCAGUCCUUUUUUCGGUGGGCUUCACCCGGCGGGCUUGUUUUAUUUUGUCGCAGAGCGAAUGCCGCUAAAAUGGCGGCUUCCAUUAGUUUUUUAAGCUAAGCUAGCAUCUUAGCUGGCUACAUUUUGUACGGACUCAAAACGCCAAUGUAUUGCAGGAAAAAAUAGUUUGCGAUUCGGUAUUGAUUAAUUUAGAGCUUUCUCUUUCCUUUUGAGUUAUUUUUUUGUUGUUGUUAACCGCUGAAAUGGCGGUCUGUGAGGAUUUUUACAUGAGCUAACCAAACCGUAGCUGGCUACAUUUUUUUUGUGACGCGGCUAACGCGAAGCCUUGAAGCUUUUAUUAUUAUUAUUAUUACAGUUUUUAAAACUGCUCAAGCGGAGCAGUGAAGUUGGAAUGGACUAGUUAUUUUUGUUGAAAAAGGAUUUUUUUUUCUUGCAUUAGGGGAAAUGGCUUCUUCUGGUACUAACACCACAUCGAGCGGUUCAGGCUCAGUGUUGCAGCCGAGGUGGAAGCGGGUGCUCGGAUGGUCCGGCCCGGUGCCUCGGCCUCGUCACGGCCACCGCGCCGUCGCCAUUAAAGAACUGAUGGUGGUUUUCGGCGGCGGCAACGAAGGAAUAGUGGAUGAGCUUCACGUCUACAACACAGCAACUAAUCAGUGGUUUAUCCCGGCUGUCCGGGGCGAUGUGCCACCCGGCUGUGCUGCGUAUGGAUUUGUGUGCGACGGCACCCGGCUGUUGGUGUUUGGGGGUAUGGUCGAAUAUGGGAAAUACAGCAACGAUCUCUAUGAGCUACAGGCCAGUAGAUGGGAGUGGAAACGACUGAAGCCUAAAGCUCCAAAGAACGGCCCGCCUCCUUGUCCACGCCUGGGUCACAGCUUCUCCCUCGUAGGGAAUAAAUGCUACCUAUUUGGCGGACUUGCCAAUGACAGCGAAGAUCCCAAAAACAAUAUUCCAAGAUACCUGAAUGACCUGUACACACUAGAGCUACGCCCAGGAUCCAAUGUGGCAGGCUGGGACAUCCCCAUCACAUACGGCGUGCUUCCGCCACCUCGCGAGAGCCACACAGCCGUAGUCUACACAGAGAAAACCUCAAAGAAGUCUCGCCUUGUUAUCUACGGAGGCAUGAGCGGCUGCCGCCUCGGAGAUCUCUGGACAUUAGAUAUAGACACACUUACCUGGAACAAGCCGUCAAUCAGUGGCACGGCUCCUCUCCCUCGCAGUCUCCACUCUGCCACCACCAUAUCCAACAAGAUGUACGUGUUUGGUGGGUGGGUGCCUUUGGUGAUGGAUGACGUGAAAGUGGCUACACAUGAAAAAGAAUGGAAGUGUACAAACACACUGGCAUGCCUAAAUCUAGACACAAUGACUUGGGAGACUAUUUUAAUGGACACCCUAGAAGAUAACAUCCCUAGAGCCAGGGCAGGACACUGCUCUGUAGCUAUCAACUCUCGACUUUACGUCUGGAGUGGCAGAGACGGUUACCGCAAAGCCUGGAAUAACCAAGUGUGCUGCAAAGACCUCUGGUAUUUGGAGACAGACCGUCCUCUGGCGCCGUCUCGUGUGCAGUUGGUUCGUGCCAAUACAAGUUCUCUGGAGGUGAGCUGGGGUGCUGUGCCCACUGCUGAUGCCUACCUGCUGCAGCUGCAGAAAUACGAAAUUCCAGCAGCAACGACUGCCUCAUCCCCCAGCGUCACUCCCACUUCCUCGCUGCCCUCCAACUCGCCCAAGAGUCCGGCCCCGGCUGCCGCUGCUCCUGCCGCUCAGAGCAUACCUGUCACAGGGGUCACCCUUGUACCACAGGUACCCUCACCAACCACAUCCAUGCCUGGGAGCCCACUUGCUGCAGCCUCGCCGCGUGGUCCAGCCAUCUUGAAAGUGGCAACACCUCAGGCCACUGCUGGGACGUCUAUUGUCACUGUGCGUCAGGCCAAUCAAGUGGGAAAAUCCCCAGUUACUGUUGCAUCACUUCCUGCCGGAGUCCGUAUGGUUGUUCCUGCACAGAGCGCACAAGGAACACCAAUUGGGAGCAGCCCUCAGAUGAGUGGCAUGGCCGCUCUGGCUGCAGCUGCGGCUGCCACGCAGAAAAUCCCUCCUUCAUCGGCAGCUACUGUGCUGAAUGUUCCAGCAGGAGCCACCAUAGUGAAAACUGUUGCGGUCACUCCAGGCUCCACAGCUCUUCCUGCUACAGUGAAAGUAGCUUCACCAGUGACUGUGAGCAACCCAGCAACUCGCAUGCUGAAGACGGCUGCAGCUCAGGCUGGAACUUCUACCAUCACUACCCCCAACACGCCAACACGUCCCAUUAUCACUGUGCACAAAUCAGGUACAGUGACCGUGGCCCAGCAGGCCCAGGUGGUCACCACCGUGGUGGGAGGAGUCACUAAAACCAUUACACUCGUAAAGAGCCCGCUCACUGUGGGCAGCGGCGGCACUCUGAUCUCUAGUUUGGGGAAGGUGAUGUCCAUGGUCCAGACAAAACCAGUACAGACAUCUGCAGUAACCGGACAAGCUGGCAGCCCUGUCACACAGAUCAUACAGACGAAGGGUCCUCUGCCUGCAGGCACCAUAUUGAAGCUAGUCACCUCAGCAGACGGCAAACCCACCACCAUUAUCACUACCACACAGGCAGGUGGCACUGGCAGCAAACCGACCAUUCUGGGCAUCUCCCCUACAACCACUACCAAGCCUGGCACCACCAUCAUCAAAACCAUACCCAUGUCUGCUAUUCAGCAGGGAGCUGCGGGUUUGUCUUACUGUGCUGCCUCCAGCACUGGUAUAAAGUCUCCUAUCACAAUCAUCACAACCAAAAUGGUGACGCCUGGCACACCAGGAAAAAUCAUCACUGCAGUACCAAAACUGGCUGCUGGAGCUGCACAGCAGGGAGUGACUCAGGUGGUCCUGAAGGGGGCACCAGGGCAGCCUGGCACCAUUCUUCGCACUGUGCCCAUGGGUGGUGUGCGUCUCGUUUCUCCUGGUACCACUGUAAAACCCACAGUUACCACACUCGUGGUUAAAGGCACCACAGGAGUAACUACUCUUGGCACUGUGACCGGAACAAUUUCAACCAGCUUGGCAGGGGGCAACGUUCCCACUGCUAAUGCUAGCCUGGCUACUCCCAUAACCACCCUGGGCACCAUUGCCACGCUCUCUAGUCAGGUGAUCAGUCCCACAGCUAUCACAGUGUCUGCAGCUCAGCCAAACCUGACUACAGCACCUACAGUGGCCAUACAGGCAGCUACACAGCCCACUCAGGUGACGCUGAUAAGCACCCCCAGUGGGGUGGAGGCACAGCAGGACCUCCCUGUGUCCAUUCUGGCCUCCCCCACCUCUGAACAGCCCUCCACCACAGGCACCGAAGCGGGCGAUGCCCCGGGUGAAGUAACUCUGGUCUGCUCCAACCCACCAUGCGAAACCCAUGAAACCGGUACCACCAACACGGCCACCACAGUCUCUGCCAAUAUCGGAAAUGAGCGUGUGUGUUCAAACCCACCUUGUGAGACACACGUAACUGGAACAACCAACACGACGACCACGGCAUCGGCCGACAUGGGACGCGUGCAGCAAGUAUGCAGCAACCCACCAUGCGAAACACAUGAAACGGGCACCACAAACACAUCAACACAGGCGUCCUCAAACAUGGGCACAGAGACCAACACGGUACAGAGAGUAUGUUCCAACCCACCUUGUGAGACCCAUGAAACCGGCACCACCAACACAGCAACGCAGGCAUCUUCAAGUAUGGGUAGUGCGGAGACUAAUAUUGUACAGAGAGUCUGUUCCAACCCACCUUGUGAGACCCAUGAAACCGGCACCACCAACACAUCCACCCAGUCCUCUUCCAGUAUGGGCAGUGCGGGGACCAACACUGUACAGAGAGUGUGUUCAAACCCGCCAUGUGAGACCCAUGAAACCGGCACCACCAACACAGCCACCCAGUCCUCUUCCAGUAUGGGCAGUGCGGGGACCAACACUGUACAGAGAGUGUGUUCAAACCCGCCAUGUGAGACCCAUGAGACUGGCACUACUAAUACACCCACACAGGCUUCGUCCAACAUCGGCACAGGGCAAAAUGGCAUGGUGCAGAGAGUGUGUUCCAACCCGCCAUGUGAGACCCACGAGACCGGCACCACCAACACAGCCACUACUGCCACCAGCAGCCUUGAGUCAGCCGAAGGAACAGCGCAACAGAGUGGUGACGGACAAGACGCUGGCACCAGUGCUGAGGCGACUUCAUUGACGGAACCUGCCAAUCCCCCAAUCCAGAGCAGAGCCAUCACCACUGUGACACAGGCCACACCCACCCCAGGACCCUCUGUUCCUGAAAUCUCGUCUAUGGCAGGCUCUGCUGCUGUAGUAGAGGGCUCUGGUGAAGCUGAAGCAAUGGAGCAGGGAGACUCUGAAGCAGUAGCAAUGGGCGAGGAGCCCAUGCAAACCGAGGGAGAACUGGGUGAAGAGGGAGCUGUUAGAGUUGUUGCUAUUGAGGAGGGUUCUGCUGGUGAGGCAGGCACCAUGCUCCAGGUUCACGUUGCCAUGGAAGCACAGCCAGGCCAGGGAGAGCAGGCUGAGGUAGGGAUGGAGCAGGGUGGUGAGAGUGCAGAGGCUGUGGCUCUGGCAGGGCAGGACUCUGAGGCCUUAGCACUGCCUCAGGAGCUAAUGGCAGCUGAGGGACAGCAGACCACAUUGAUGGUAACAGGACUGACCCCAGAGGAACUUGCUGUCACUGCCGCAGCAGAAGCUGCCGCUCAGGCUGCAGCCACAGAAGAGGCCCAGGCGCUUGCCAUUCAGGCUGUACUACAGGCAGCCCAACAGGCCGUGCUCAAUGAAGGAGACCCUGGACAGGAUGGUCAGCAGACCACUACCAUUCCUAUUGUACUGACGCAACAGGAACUGGCUGCUCUGGUCCAGCAGCAGCAGCAACUUCAGGAGGUUCAAGCAGCAGCCGCCGCCGCCGCCGCCGCCUCUGCCCAGCAGCUGGGAGCCAAUUCGGGGGCAGCGCCUCUGCCCACUGAGGGCCUGGCACCUGCGGACAGCCUCAAUGACCCCACAACCGAGAGUAAUGGCCAUGAGAUGGCUGCUGCAGCAGUAACUGGAGCUGUGGCUCAGCUUCUACCCAGCACUUCUGCAGAGACUUUGGCUCCAUCGAGUACACUUGCCCCAGCCCAGCCCAUGGUGGUUGCCAGCCCUGCCAAAAUACAGGCUGCCACUACACUUGCUGAGGUGGCCAAUGGCAUCGAGUCUGCAGCUGGGAAGCCAGGAGUACCCCCUGCAAUUGUGAAACCACCAGUGAAGAAAGAAAAUCAGUGGUUUGAUGUUGGAAUAGUAAAGGUUACCAACAUGGUCGUUACACACUAUUAUGUCCCAGCAGACGAUUCGGAGGUUAUUGAUGAUGAUUCUGGGGCAAUACCAGACUACAGUCAAAUGAAGAAAGUGGAGCUCUCUCCUGGCACUGCAUACAAGUUCCGUGUGGCCGGAAUCAACGCUUGCGGCCGUGGAACGUUUUCCGAAGUGUCUGCGUUCAAGACAUGCUUGCCUGGCUUCCCUGGAGCACCAUGUGCCAUUAAAAUCAGCAAGAGCCCUGAUGGUGCUCACCUCACCUGGGAACCUCCAUCAGUGACGUCGGGGAAGAUCAUAGAGUACUCUGUCUACCUGGCCAUCCAGAGCUCUCAGACGACCGAGGCGAAAGCAUCUGCCCCGGCUCAGCUGGCCUUUAUGCGGGUAUACUGUGGGCCAAAUCCCUCCUGCUUAGUCCAGACUUCCAGCCUGUCCAACGCUCACAUCGACUACACCACCAAACCCGCCAUCAUCUUCCGCAUUGCUGCCCGCAAUGAGAAGGGCUACGGCCCUGCUACACAAGUCAGGUGGCUACAAGAAACGAGUAAAGAUGGAUCUGCUGCCAAGCCUGCAGCAAAGAGACCGGUCUCAUCUCCUGAUACGAAAGGUACCGGUCCCAAAAAGGCUAGAGCUGACCAGUGAGAGAUUUCAACAUGCCCCUCCCCCUUUGAGACCAAGACCCCUGACCGAACUCCUUCCUGCUGAAUGCCCUCCCCAGCCUUAUUAAACCACAUCCCCCACCACUUCCUACUUAACAUGAAAUGACAUCGGAGGGAAAGGAGAAAGUUCACGAUAAUCUGUUUGUGCCCUACCCCAAUCAUCACUGGACAUCCUGGUGCCAUGGACGCCUUAUCGCUUCGACUGUGUUAAAAUGAAAACCGUAUUAUAAAUGUUUCUUCAGACAAACAGUUAAAAAGCACAUUCUUUUUGCUUUGUCCCGGAAGUUUCGUGUGAUAAAUUUCCAAUGGCAGCAUUCAGUCAAGUUUAACUGUUGUUUUUUCUGUAGUUCGUUUUUUUUUUCUCCUUCCUUCAUGUUCCUUUAUUUUAUCUUACAAGCAAUAGAUAAAAAAGAAAAAAAAACAAAACAAAAACAACUUUGCUCUUCUGCCAGUUUUUUAAGUCUGUAUAUUUCAGUUGGACACAGACGGACGUUGGACGGUAACUGAAGAGGGAGAAAGCCGACAAUGAAGCUACACCUGGGAAUCCAUUGAAGGAUGGGAGGGGGGGGAAAAAAAGCAACAACACAGCACUUGGUGAUUGCUUCUGAAGAAAAAAGAAAAAACAAAAACACUUCAUUUUAAGACAUCUGUAAUUGUAUAUUCAAUCCAGUUCAGUAGCCUGUUAUUACAUCACUGUGUUUCCAUUCAUAGCUAAGUGGGAAUUGGAGAACUGUAUUUUGUACCGAAGACGUAAGGAACUCCGAUCCUUGUGUAGAUGGGGAGGCAUGUGACCCUUUUUUUCUUUUUUUUUUUCUUUUCUUUUUUUUUUUAAUUGCAUUGAAAUGCAUCUUGUAUAAAGAAAGAAAGGGGGGGUCCCAUAAAUAGUAAGAAGUGACGCAGAAGCUCGCUGUGUGUGGUUUAUUUUUGUAUUUUUUCUUUUUUUUAAAAAACAAAAAACAGAAAACAAUGUUCCCCUUUGUCAUCGUGUACGUGUGCGUUUGCUCAGUUUUAAAGAAAAAAAAACACGUUUUCUCGCUCAUUCCUCGUAGUCUCCGUGUCUCGUCGGGAUCCCGUGGCCCGUCGUCUCGUGUGCCGCAGAAUUUUCUACAUCCCUCCCACCUUUUAAAAGGAAUAUUUCAGACGACGAUUCGGAAACAAACAGAUCCGAAGUGAACUUUUUCUACUCGCUUUGGAGAAAGACUACCCACUUAAAACAAGCUUUAGCAUACUGAGUAUAAGUUGUUUUGUUUUUCUUUAUGCAUUUUUGUUUUCUCCUCCCGCCUUGUAUAUUGUUGAUCAUUUAAAGAAGUGUGUUUUGCUGAAAGGCUGUUUGUUUUUCUCCUUUGGUUCAUUUUUUUUUCCCCCUUCCUUUUCCUGUUAACCUUUUCACUAGUCCAUAGUUUAUGUAAACUUUUUUUUUUUUUCUUUCUGUGGAUAUCCCCCCCCCCCUUCAUGCUUGUUUGUGAGCUGGUUCGAGGUUAAAAAGCAAAACUGGUAUUCUUCUCAUUGUGGGGGGUGGGAAAUGUUGCAAGCAUUUUCAUUUAUCUUGGGGCAGUUUUUUUUUUCUUUUUUCCCCCCUCUUUACGCAGAUGGUUUCGGGGUGCAGGGUACAGAUGGAUUAACAGUGUCGGAUUGAGAUGGCUGAUGCGGGAUGAAGUUUAUUCAUUGAGUUCGGUUGGAUGACGCUCAAUUCCGAUCCUGGACCAGCAUGCUUGCUCUGAAACGUUAUUUGCAUUACAACCCCCCACCCCACCCCACCCCACCCCACCCCACCCAGUUUCUAGAAUGGUGUUUGACUGAAAAGUGGACCGGUUUGUUGUCUGAAUGGGGAAAUUUGAGAAACAUUGGUUUGCUUUUCUGACAAUUUUGUGAGAGUGAUGGAUUAUUGGCACAGCCAGCGUUUGAACUCAGUUGUAAAUUAGUUCUUUCACGUAGCAAGAAGUAAAACAAAACUCCGCCUUUUUAUAUAAUUAUCUGUAACAAAAAUGUUUUUACAUGUUGUCAUCUAUUGAUUGCUUUUGUGUCUUGACAUAUAAAAGUAAUGGAAAUCUG
Molecule: messenger RNA, 9514 nt
Organism: Hemibagrus wyckioides
Lineage: Eukaryota; Metazoa; Chordata; Actinopteri; Siluriformes; Bagridae
Gene: hcfc1b
Product: host cell factor C1b
Exons: 28
Coding region: 1920-7445 (1841 amino acids)
Biological process (GO): regulation of DNA-templated transcription; chromatin remodeling
Cellular component (GO): histone methyltransferase complex
Molecular function (GO): transcription coactivator activity; protein binding
Source: RefSeq, a predicted model, not a curated record